Messenger RNA from Helianthus annuus (common sunflower), 3173 nucleotides. Its product is annotated as probable serine/threonine-protein kinase DDB_G0282963. The transcript has 14 exons. The coding region runs from base 507 to 2852 and encodes 781 amino acids. Lineage: Eukaryota; Viridiplantae; Streptophyta; Magnoliopsida; Asterales; Asteraceae. Gene Ontology annotation, molecular function: ATP binding; protein kinase activity. Gene Ontology annotation, biological process: regulation of DNA-templated transcription; protein phosphorylation. The record is from RefSeq and is a predicted model, not a curated record.
AAAGUAAUGAAGAUUAAAAAAACAAAAGGUUUAUGGAGAUGAGAGAGAGAGGGGGUUGUUCCUGAAGCCUUUUGACCUUUCAAGACACAGACAGCAUCUUUCCUUUGAUUCUUUCAUCUCAAAAUACAUAUUUUUCAAUUCAAGCAUAUAUAUACAUACAUAACUUCACCACAUAAAGAUUCAACUAUUUUAGGGUUUAAUGUGAGAAACAGAGAUACAAACUAGAAAACAAAGGCUAGAGAGAGAAAGAAAAAAAGAUUCAAUUAAUUGAUCCAUCUAGACACCUUUUAUCAUCUUCUUCUUCAUCAUCUUUGAAAGCUGAAUUGGUGUUUAUGUGUACCAAAAAUGUUGGAAAAGAUGUAAAGAAGAAGAAGAAGAAGAAGAAUCAGUUCACUGAUCCAUCAACAAUCAGCUUAUGUAUCAUCUCAAUCAACUACAACAACAACAAACCUCAUAGCAUUUCAACAUAUUCACAGUGUGUGUAUUUGUGUGAACGUGUGUGAAAAAUGGAUGACAACAACGACAAGAACGAUAUACCACCAGCCGAAGAACUAUUAAAGAAGAUCCACGAUUUAGAAGAAAGUCAUGCUCAUCUCAAACAAGAAAUGUCAAGGCUAAAGAUCUCCGAAGACCAACAAAAAUCCAACCGACAAAGGUCUAGUUCGGUAUCUCCACGCCGCCCUCGCCGGAGACGCAUGGGCGGCGUGGCUGGUGGGUUGCUUGACGGCGGCGCAGUGGCGGCCUUAAAAAUGGGUUCAGCGUCUUUUGGGCACGCAUCACCAUUGAGGAGAGAAACUCGCAGCGGUGAUGUUAGUUACGACGAUAAUAACAAACACGCCAGUUCUGUCGUGAGUGGUGGUGCGGCCACCGAAGAGCGUGGCGGUGCCGCUGUCGGAGAGAGUGGUGGUGUUUGUGGGCCUUCGGCUGUGAAGCUGACGGAGACGCAGUACUUGAAUAUAUUGCAGUCAAUGGGCCAGGCUGUUCAUAUAUUCGAUCUCAACGGCAACAUAAUCUAUUGGAACCGUACAGCCGAAGAGCUUUACGGUUACACAGCUGCCGAAGCUCUUGGAAGAUCACCCAACGAGCUUUUCGUAGAACCGGAUGCGUAUCACUUAGCAGAUGCUAUCAUUCAAAGAACGAUAAAGGGGGAAGGUUGGUCGGGUCAAUUUCCGAUCAGGAACAAAAGAGGGGAAAAAUUUGUUAUUAUUGCGACAAAUACGCCGUUUCGUGAUGAGAAUGGGACAUUAGUUGGGGUUAUAUGUGUAUCAUGUGAUACCCGCCCGUAUCGAGAAAUGAAGCCCGUCGGGAAUAUUAGUGCACCAAGGAGAAUUGCUUCCGCUAAACUUGGGCUUGAUCCUCAACAACCUCUACAAACUGCAAUCGCCUCGAAGAUUUCAAGUCUGGCUUCAAAAGUUAGCAACAAGGUAAAAUCCAAAAUAAAAACCGGAGAAAACUUCAUGGAUCAUGAAGCGAGUGGAGACGGUCAUUAUUCCGAAAACGACUUAAACGCCGCUGAUCAUAAAGACGAUGGAUAUUCAAGUGGAGCGAGCACCCCAAGGGGUGAUAUUUCUCAAACACCGUUUAAAGAUCAAUUUACCGGAAAACACUCGACAGAUUCCGGUGAUGAUAGUGAAAACAAACCCGGUAUCCACAAGAUAUUAUCGUCAAAAGCAGAGGCAUGGAUGGGUAAAAAGGGAAUUACAUGGCCAUGGAAAGGAAACGAAAGAGAAGGGGAUUCGAAAACGGGUCGGUUUGGUUUGAAUUGGUUGCAUAAUGAUCAAGAACACGAGUCGGGUCAACAAACAGGCUCGCCAAAAGCAGAAAGUCAACCGUGGGAAAAUAAUAAUAGAAAUGAGGCUCCGGGGUCGUGGUCUUCUUUUAACGUUAAUAGUACUAGCAGUGCUAGCAGUUGCGGCAGUACGAACAGUAGUGCCGUUAAUAAAGUGGAUAUGGAGAUUGAUAACUUGGAUUACGAAAUUUUGUGGGAAGAUUUAGUAAUUGGAGAGCAGAUUGGACAAGGUUCAUGUGGGACGGUAUACCAUGCAUUGUGGUAUGGAUCGGAUGUUGCCGUCAAGGUUUUCUCAAGGCAAGAAUAUUCAGAUGAUGUUAUAUUAUCCUUUAGACAGGAGGUAUCUCUCAUGAAAAGGCUUCGGCAUCCAAACAUACUACUCUUCAUGGGUGCCGUAAUGUCACCUCAACGCCUAUGCAUCGUCACAGAGUUCCUUCCCCGUGGAAGUUUGUUCCGGUUACUUCAAAAGAAUACAUCUAGAUUAGAUUGGAGACGCCGAGUUCAUAUGGCCGUGGAUAUAGCCCGAGGCAUGAAUUAUCUUCAUCAUUGUAACCCACCCAUCAUUCAUCGGGAUUUGAAAUCUUCAAAUCUUCUUGUCGAUAAGAGUUGGAAUGUAAAGGUUGGGGAUUUUGGUCUCUCUCGUAUCAAGCAUGAAACCUACCUUACAACAAAGACGGGGAAGGGAACGCCGCAAUGGAUGGCUCCUGAAGUUCUUCGGAAUGAACAGGCUGAUGAAAAGUCUGAUAUAUACAGCUUCGGUGUAGUAUUAUGGGAACUCACCACCGAGAAGAUUCCUUGGGAUAGUCUUAACUCAAUGCAGGUGAUCGGAGCUGUAGGAUUCAUGAAUCAACGGCUAGAUAUUCCCAAAGACGUGGAUCCUCAAUGGGCUUCUCUUAUCGAAAGCUGUUGGUGCAGUGACCCACAAUCCCGACCAACAUUCCAAGAAAUACUGGAUAAACUAAAAGAAUUGCAGAAGAAGCUCAACGUUCAACUUCAGGCAUCGCGUACUGCCUCUGCCACCACCACUUCAGCCGGAGAAAACAAUGGCUCAAAUGAAUCGUAAAAGAAUCACACAAGCGUGAAUCACUUUGACCAUUUUUUUAAUGCUGCAAAGUAUUUUGAGUGUCGAGUUGGUUGGUUUUUGUAUGCUGAUUUGGCGGUCGCUCUUGGUCUUGUGCACGGUUGUUGAAAAGAUCAACUUUUGUCAGAAAAAAAAAACAUUCUGGUCAAUCGGAGCGCCAUUGUUUUGUGAUCCAUAAGGAACACUUGGCGAUUGUUUUGUAUAGGGUACAUGAAUUACCUAUUUUUAGGAUUGUAAAAACAAGCGAGUCUAUGUAGAUUUGGAGUUUUUAUUUUUGCUUUACAUACUUUCUUUUUCUAGACA